Molecule: messenger RNA, 3613 nt
Organism: Acipenser ruthenus (sterlet)
Lineage: Eukaryota; Metazoa; Chordata; Actinopteri; Acipenseriformes; Acipenseridae
Product: sterile alpha motif domain-containing protein 9-like
Exons: 3
Coding region: 472-3144 (890 amino acids)
Cellular component (GO): cytoplasm
Source: RefSeq, a predicted model, not a curated record
GGCGGAGUUGUCAGCAAGGUUCUAGAAACACCUGGUUUCCACAGCUGUUGUUCAGAAAGUCUUGGAGAGACAUCACAGAAGGUCCAGCUACAGAACUGAACAGGAAGGCUGACAUUCUGUACCUGGUCUUACACCUGAUUUAACCUGGAAGCUCAGGGCUGAGAACACAUCGGUGCAACACAAUUGGACAUCUCUUAACUUGCUCCAGAAGACCACUGAUUGUUCCAGGUUAAAAAAAGAGCUUCUUGGAGAGAUUGUUCCUGAAAAGAUGCAAGAUGUACCUUAGCCUUGUAGUAGAUACCUUGAGAGAUCCUGCUCACUUUCACUUUUUAUAUGAACAAAAAAGGGGAUUGAAAGCAUUCUAAGUAUUUGCAGUAGUCCAGCCAAAUACAUGCAGAAUGAGAUGGCAGGUAACAUCCACCCUACAGAUGUGUGUCCCCAUCUAAGCUAGGUCAGUUUCUUCCUGAUACAAUGGAAGGUGAUUCUAUGACUUAUCUUGACAUUUUACAAGAAAAUGAAUGCAUUAACAAAGAAAAAGAUACCACAGCCUGUAAAGCAGAAGAGGAGUACUUUUACAGAGGAGGAAAAGUCACCUGGUUAAACUUUUACCUUUCUGAGAUGCAAGAAUCCCUACCUUUUAUCAAAAGGGAUAAGUAUGAAGAUCUGAAUAGCUUAAUUAAAAAACAAAGCAAGCUUUCCAAAAGCUUAGUUUGUGUGAAUUUAUUUCAUUAUCCAGGCUGUGGUGGAACUACUUUAGCCAAGCAUGUUUUGUGGGAUUUGAGGAAAACAUUCAAAUGUGCCGUGCUUAACAAUAACUUUGCUAAGGGAGCUGCCAUUGCUGGUCAGGUGCUAGACUUGUUCGUAAAUGGAGGACAGAAACAGACUGUACUCCUUUUAGUAGAUGAUUUGAAAGCAUCUGAAAAUAUCAAAGAACUGCAAAAGUACAUCCUAGAUGGCAUUGAAAAAAAAAACAUUCAUUGUAACAGCCCAGUGGUUAUAAUUCUGAGCUGCAUAAGAUCUGAGAGUCCUGUAGAAAGCAUGACUACAAGCUUCACAGACAGCGUGUGCAUAACCAACAAACUGUCAGAGAUAGAACAAUCCUCAUUUGAGAAAAAACUACAGGAGAUACAAAAAUCUCAUGAAAAUCACAAAACCUUCUAUGGAUUUCUGAUCAUGAGAAAUGGUUUUAAGAAAAGCUAUGUUGAAGAUGUCGUCCAAGAAAUGUUCAAGGACAGACAAGAACACAGUAAAGAAGCACAGCUAAUUUCCUUUCUAGCCUUGUUGAAUUCUUAUGUUUCCAAUUCUUCAUUGUUAGGGUCUGUUUGUGAGAGUUUUCUACGCUCUAAAGAUCGAGUGCAUGGCAGUAAACCUGUGGAAGAACAGAUGGAGUCUUUUUCUGGUCUUUUAAUUCGUUUUAAAAAUUCAGUGAAGACUGAGAGAGUACGCAUGGCUCAUAAAAUGAUUGCCACUCAGUGUUGUGAAGAGCUGGAAGCAAAAGAAAUAAGCAGAAGCAAGAUUACAAAAGACCUGCUCUCGUCUUUAUUUGUGAAGGAAAUGGAUGAUGAUCCUUUGCUUAUGCGUGACAUACAAGAUAUGCUGGUCACAAGGCAAAAAAGCACCAAGUUUUCUCAAUUGAUUGAAGACAUACGUGGGGGUGAGAGAAGCAAAGGCAAAUGUAUUGCAGUUUUGACCACAGCGGCCAAGUUGUUUGUAAAGAGUGCAGUUAUUCCUCAAGCUCUGGCAAGGUUUUAUUAUAUCAUAGAGAAAAACUAUUCAAAGGCAAGUGAAUGGGCAAAAUGUGCUAAAGAGCGAAAUGAAAACAAUUCGUUUGUUGCUGAUACUUUAGGCCAGGUUUACAAAUAUGAAAUGAAACAAAAACAAAAACAUCGCCCUGAUCAGUUGGAUAUAUUUCUCAGUGUGGCGAAAGAUUCCAUUGAUGCAUUUCAAGAGGAACAGGUUUUAGCUAAAAAAGAAGGUCCAGUUGACUUAGAAAAUCAGUGGAGUAGAAAAAGGACCUCGAUUUAUAAUACCAAUGGGCUCUUUGGCGAGUUACAAGUCGCUAGCUACGUCUUUGACACUCUUUCCACUUUGCACCCACUUCAAGAGGAAAUGAAGAAAUUCUUAAGAUAUGAAUUGCAAAUUGACAGCAUCUGUAAAAAUGACAAUAACAAACAGUUCCUUCAGAUACUCAAGAAGAAGCCUUUUCUUACCACACUGAAAAGCCGUGUUAAAAUAGUUUUUGGUUUUUAUGAGUCUUAUCUCACUUACUCCAAACCAAGUCAGAUGAAAGAAGAGAGUGGAUAUAUUCACAAAGAAGUGGCUGACUGUUUUCUGAAGUAUACAAGUUCUGAAUGUAACAGUAAUGUAGAAACCGAAGCUGUCGAUCAGAACAGGAAAUACCUAGAGGCCCAAAGAGCGGCAAGUUUUCCAGGACUCCUUCACUGCCUCUCUGAGAGAAGAGAUGCUGCCACAAUGGAGAAAAUUAAACAGAGUUGGCAAUGCAUUUAUAACUCAAGUACAAAAACAAAAGAAGAUGACUUAAACUUUAUCUUGGCGAACGUUGUCCUGAACUGCAUCAACCCCAAGUCUGUGAAUAUUAUAAAUCACACAGAACUGGAAUUUAUCCUGAAAAAUGUACUGUCAGAUGAAAAGGAAGAUGAACCUCAAACCUCAGCAGAAAUGUAUUUCCUAGCUUUGGUGCUGUUGUGGCCCCAAGAAGAGACCAAGUUAUAUGUGGAAAAGAUCUGGAAAUGCUUUCAGAACCAGUAUGAACUCCAUUUUCGUUCAAGAUUUAUUGUACCUCAUUUCUUCCUUGGACAGUCCUCAGGAUUGAACAGAGUUGUUCACAAGUCCAAAAUCGAUACCUGCUUUAAUGGUUUUUCUGAGACUAUAAACAUGCUUUGGCACAGUGGAGAAGUAUGGAAAAAUGAUAAGGUAAAAAAACUGCUGUGUCGUGUAGAAGGCAGAACUGAGGGUUAUGAGGUGUUUGCUCAGCACGGCAAAGUAAAAAUCAGAGUGCAGCCUGACAAAAGAGCAGAUGUAAGAAAUGACCAUAAAGUCUCUUUUUUCCUUGGCUUUAGCAUUAAAGGGCCAGUUGCAUAUGAUAUUCAGUACCCUGGAAGAAGCCCUGUAGAGAGCAAGUGAAAUUGUUCAUAACAGAAAAGGCUUCUGUAGUUUGCUGCACACAGUGCCAGCAUCUGGGGGAGUGCAGAGACCCAACUGCACCCGGGCCCAGACUUGAGGGAGGGGGGAGGGGGGCAUAUAAUGUGUAUUCAUAUAAUGUUGUUUUCACUUCUGAGUUAUAUUGAAUGCAUUUGUACUAUGGGCUAGGUCUUGAGAUGCAGACACAUGUUUUUUUUUCAUAGGAACGUUUUGCAUGUAUUGCAUAUACUAAGUUUUGUAUUUGUAUUCAAUUCAAUUGAUAACUUUUAGGCAUCAGCUCUUGCCAGUUCUAGUGGGAUUAGAACAAUCAAAACACAAAUUCGCAAAUUGCACCAGAGCUUUGACAAUAGAUACAUUUUAAAGGUCAUGUGACAAUAGGUCAGCUUUAAAGGUCAUGUGAUUGCUCAGCUGCCUCAUGUGACACAAGCUUUUUAUUAUUUUACAUUAUUUA